Messenger RNA from Saccostrea cuccullata (small rock oyster), 775 nucleotides. Its product is annotated as complement C1q-like protein 3. The record is from RefSeq and is a predicted model, not a curated record. Gene Ontology annotation, molecular function: protein binding. Lineage: Eukaryota; Metazoa; Mollusca; Bivalvia; Ostreida; Ostreidae. The transcript is spliced from 2 exons. The coding region runs from base 31 to 633 and encodes 200 amino acids.
CAUCCUUACAUUGAGAAAGUUAGGGAGGCUAUGUCUGGUACAGUUUGUUGUAGUUUUAGCUCUGUGUUUGUUAUUUUAAACAUACUGCUAUGUAUAUUGUUUGUAAAGCAUUCAGAAAGUCAGCUUAUAUACGAAUCGGAUAAAGAGGACUGUGAUUUACGUGAGAGAAUAAUGAAAAUCGAGGAGGAAAACAUACGACUUCGACAGGAAUUUGAACGGAAUAAAAUACUUGUGACGUUCUCUGCGACGGCCAAAAAUGAUGAAAAACAAACAAUAAGAGGACCGAAUGAGAUCGUUGUGUAUAAGAAUGUCCUGAUUAAUGUUGGAAACGGAUAUGAUCCCACAACAGGAAUAUUUACAGUGCCUGUGUCUGGAAAUUAUGUCUUUUUCUUUGCAGUUGAAGUUCAAGAAAAUAAACAUUUAAGUAUUUAUUUAUCUGUCAAUAAUAAUAUUAUUGCAGAGGCAUUGGCAGGAAAAAUUAAAGAUUCCUUUAACACAGGCAGUAAUAUGGUAAGCCUGUUUGUGCGCAAAAAUGAUCGUGUAUUUAUCAGAUCACAUCCAGGAAAUUCCCUUACGCUGGAUAUUCGAUUCACGGGCAAUAGUUUUUCUGGAUUCUUACAUUCUUUGACUUAGAAAAAAAAUGACUACUUAAAGAGUGCAGUGGGAAACAUUUUACAGAGAGAGAAAGAAUUGUGAAUGUACAAAUUCCUUGUCAAUUUCUCUUUUCAGCUUUGUUCAUUCAUGUAGAGUAAAUGAAUGCAAGGAAAUGUGAUGU